AACCAUUUACCAAUCCAAUUAUAACAAUCCACCCACCACAAAACAUUACAGAAGGAGAUAAAAUUGACAUUGAAUGUACAACUGUCCUGGGUUCUCAGGGUCAAACAGAGAUCUUAAUCCAGAAGAACAGAACCAUCCUUAACAGCACAAAGGGAAAAGAGAAAGUGACAUACUCCAAAAUAGCCACCAUGGAAGAUAAUGACAACUACACGUGCAAAGCGGAACUGGGGAGCGUGUCCAAAACCAGUGUAGCAAAUGUGGUGGUGACUGAACUGUUUUCCAGACCAGAACUGAUUGUUCAAAAACCAAACUUGGAUGAAGCCAGCUUGUUAGUAGUACAAUGUCAGGUUAAUGGGCCUCAAUCAAUAGACAUCUUUCUCCUGAAGAACAAUAAAGUAUUGAGAAACUCCAGUACCUAUAUGCACAGAGCCCAGGUAUCUGAUAGUGGAGCCUAUGUUUGUAGGGCUGAAGUAAAAGGGAUUGUCAAGGAGAGUGACCCAGUCUUGGUACGUGUUUAUGCUCCGGUUUCCAAGCCAGUCCUUUCCCAACCAGUUUCCCAAGUUGCAGUGCUGGGGAAGUAUUUUAUUUUAUACUGCAAUUCCUCACAAGGAACUCCACCUAUAAUAUAUACUCUCUACAGAGGAAAUGUGUCUGUUAAGAACAAGACUGUGGAAGCAAAAAAUAAGGCAGCAAAGUUUGAGGUUCAAGCAAUGGGUAUGCAUCCUCUAGAAGAAUACUCGUGCCAUGCUCAAAAUGGUCAUUCCCGUACAGAAAAAAGCACUGGGUUAAACAUUACAGUGAUAG
Sceloporus undulatus (fence lizard) is the source of this 804-nucleotide messenger RNA. RefSeq names its product platelet endothelial cell adhesion molecule-like. Gene Ontology annotation, biological process: cell surface receptor signaling pathway. Lineage: Eukaryota; Metazoa; Chordata; Lepidosauria; Squamata; Phrynosomatidae. The record is from RefSeq and is a predicted model, not a curated record. Gene Ontology annotation, molecular function: transmembrane signaling receptor activity. The transcript has 3 exons. The annotation marks the transcript as partial.